UCUCUGGCCGUGUUUCAGUCCCACCCACAGGAAAGGAAGCAGCUCGCUCAGGGUUGGAUUUCAGCAGAGAGCAACACACUCUCACUCUGCGAGAACGGCUACCACUGCCGUAAACCAUGAUGUCCACGUCCCUCCUCCUGCUCUCCUUCCUCCUGGCUGUGACUGCUGCUCAGGGAGCUUCAGGCUUCAGAAUCUGUGCCUUCAACCUCCAUCAUUUUGGGGCUUCCAAGGCCAGUAAGAAUGAUGUCAUGAUAACUCUGGCCAGGAUCAUUAGUCGCUGUGAUGUGUGUCUGCUUCAGGAGGUCAGAGACAGUAAAGGGACAGCUCUACCAAAGCUGCUUGAAACAAUUAAACGGUAUGACAAGCAGAACAAGUAUGAAGCCCUGGCCAGUGAGAGGCUGGGCAGGACGGAGUCAUACCAGGAGCAGUAUGUGUUCAUCUACAGGAGCAACACUGUGAAGGUUACUGAUCAGUUUCAGUACCCAGAUAAUCUUCCUGGAGAUGAAGAUGCUUUCUCCAGAGAACCUUUUGUCGUGCGCUUCUCAGCCCCAAGGACAUCUAUAAAGGAUUUUGUCCUCAUCCCUCAACACACCACUCCAACCAACACCACCAAAGAGCUGGACGCUCUGUACGAUGUUCUGCAACAAGUAAGAAAGAUGUGGAAAAAUGAGAACGUGAUGCUCCUGGGGGACUUCAAUGCAGACUGCGGUUACCUCGCCAAGAAGAACAGGAAACAUGUGCGGCUGAUCACGGACAGCAGCCUCCAUUGGCUCAUACCAGAAAACACGGACACCACCGUUAAGCUGACCACAUCCUGCUCCUACGACAGGAUUGUUGUGCAUGGAGAAAGAUUUUAUCGAGCAGUUGUUCCUUCCUCGGCCCAACCAUUUAACUUCCAACAGGAGUACAGACUAACAGAAGAACAGGCACUGGAUGUGAGCGACCAUUACCCGGUGGAGGUCCUGCUGGAGGUCGUCAGUUCCAGAGCCUUCAAUGGAGUCAUUUCCUUUACGAGUUCCUUCGCUGUGUUCCAGUGUUUGAGCUGUAUAAUCUACCACCUGUUAUUAUAGUAACUGAACAAUGAAUACAUACAGUUACUUAUUUCAUACCUCAGAAUAAAUGUCAGGAAAGCCAACAGAUGUUAAGCUCCUGUAAAUAAUCAUGUAAAUGAUUUUAGUUUUUUUUUUUAUAAAGCUAUUUUAUUAAAUGUGUUACAAAUCUAAA
Molecule: messenger RNA, 1224 nt
Organism: Fundulus heteroclitus (mummichog)
Lineage: Eukaryota; Metazoa; Chordata; Actinopteri; Cyprinodontiformes; Fundulidae
Gene: dnase1l1
Product: deoxyribonuclease I-like 1
Exons: 9
Coding region: 117-1070 (317 amino acids)
Biological process (GO): DNA catabolic process
Cellular component (GO): nucleus
Molecular function (GO): DNA nuclease activity
Source: RefSeq, a predicted model, not a curated record